Psammomys obesus (fat sand rat) is the source of this 1966-nucleotide messenger RNA. RefSeq names its product cell growth regulator with ring finger domain 1 (gene Cgrrf1). Gene Ontology annotation, biological process: negative regulation of cell growth. Lineage: Eukaryota; Metazoa; Chordata; Mammalia; Rodentia; Muridae. The coding region runs from base 936 to 1799 and encodes 287 amino acids. The record is from RefSeq and is a predicted model, not a curated record. The transcript has 5 exons.
GGCUAUUUUCCAAAGCUUUGGUCCCAUCUCCUGUCUCCUUGUUGUUAGCCCUUCUGUUUUUCUCUCUCUGUCACUUUCUCCUUGAACUUAACCAUUCAUUGAACUGAGAACUGCAGAUGUGAAGAUUAACGUGUUACGAAUUUUCCUCUGCAAGAGUCUGUCCAGUAGUAAACAGACAGAUGUGCACAGAGAAGAGAAGGAAGUAUAGCAUAUGCCAGUGGGCCGUCUGUUAGGGUAUUUUGCCUCAUUCAGGGGUCUUCAGUGAGAAAUGGCAACAUGUCUAAAACACAGUGAGUUGAAGGUUGCUGACCUUCUUACGAGCAACUGAUUUUUAAUCUGAAAUUAUAAUAUUUUUCAUAUCAUAAGUUACUUUUGAUGUGGUAGUGACAGGUGGCAGGUUUGUUCCUGUGUUUGGAAAAGUGGAUUGUUGGAAGGACUACUUAGGCGUUGUUGAGGUGAAUUGUGAAGAAGGAAGCAUUAAGUUUGCUGUAGUAUGGACAUUUAGGACUAUGCUAUGUCAACCCUGUCCCCUUCUACCCUGUUUCUAAUGGCCUUGAUUGAAGGAUAAGCAGGUGUUUUUUUUUGGGGGGGGGGGGCGUUGAGGGAACUUCUAGGUGGAGGAACUGGGAACAGAGCCCCCAGGAAUAUGAGAAAUACUGAAAAGUAAGAAUCAAGAAGCCAUGCAUGGCUCAAAUGGGGAGGGACGGCUGUGAUGGUGUGUUAUCUGUCAACUGGACAGACUCUAGGAUUCCUUGGGAAGUUGGCCUCUGGCUGUGCUCCUGAGGGACUCUCUUGAUUGUGACUGAGGGGAGAACAGCUGUGGACUGCAUACCGAGAAAAACAAGAAGAAAGCUGCAAGGUACAUUGAUUGCUGUUCUGACUGUGGAUGCAGUGUGAGCAGCUGCUUCAGGCCCCGGCCACCUUGACUUUCCACCAUGAAGGGCUGUGCAGUCAGAACUGUGGCCAGAAUAAGCCUUUCAUCCCCAGAGUUGCUAUUACCAGCACAUUUUAUCACAGCAACAGGAAAAGAAACCAGGACAGUAGCAGGCGUGACCUUGACGACAGACUGCCUCGAGGAUAGCCACCUCACGUGCUACUGGGGGUGCAGUGUCCAGAGAUUCCACGAGGCUCUUCAGAAGCACGCGCACUGCUUCAGGGUAAGCACUCCGAGAGCGCUGGAAGAGGCACUGUACAGCGACUAUCUUCACCGAGAGCAGUAUUUUAUCAAGAAGCACAGCAAAGAAGAACUAUAUUGCCAGUUACCGAGUGACACUGACAUUGAAGACUUUGGCCCGGUGCCCAGACCUCGCUAUCCAUUGGUAGCUCUAUUGACCCUCGCUGAUGAGGAUGACCGAGAAAUUUAUGACAUUAUUUCCAUGGUCUCAGUAAUUCAUAUUCCUGAUAAGACUUACAAACUUCCCUGCAGAAUAUUGUAUCAAUAUUUAAUCCUGGCUCAAGGUCAAUUUUAUGAUCUUAAGCAACUUUUCAUGUCUGCAAAUAAUGGUCCCACUCCCUCCAGCAACCCCUCUCCAGCAGACACAAGUGCAGAGCAGAGCUUGUUGGAGAAGGCAGGCCUGGCUGGGACAGAGGUGGGGCCGGUGGAGGAGAGCAGCAAGGACUGUGUGGUGUGCCAGAACGGGGCCGUGAACUGGGUGCUCCUACCUUGCCGGCACGCGUGUCUGUGUGACAGCUGUGUGUGCUACUUCAAGCAGUGUCCCAUGUGCCGGCAGUUUGUGCAGGAAUCCUUUGCACUUUGCAGUCAGAAGGAGCCAGACAAGGAUGUGCUGGAAGCUUCCUGAAGGUCUCACAGCUGGAGUCUGCACUUCCCACACAAGGUGCAGAACCCUGUGUCCUUAGAGUCAAUCCUAACACAGAAGCUGCAGUCCUGACUGUCGGAGAGAAUUCUAUUUUCACUUCGUACUUGUAUGAUACAUGAAUGAUGGAAAUAAAUUCUUCCUGCCCAGUA